AAAAAAAAAAACAAUGUCGGAUACAGCUCUAAGAAAUAGACGACAACCAGUGAACGAAAAGGCUCUACCAACACCUUCCAGUCCAAAAGAAGAUAUCAAAAAGGUUUCCCUCUUGCAAGAAACCCAUGAAAAACAGCAAAAAAAUGUUCAUCGUAUAGUAUUUAUUGGUCUGACUCUCCUUAGCUUUUUUGUCUCUUUUUAUAAGAUAUGGUACCCAGCAGAAGUAGUAUUUGAUGAAGUCCACUUUGGUAAAUUUGCUGGUUAUUAUUUACGCAGGUCCUACUUUUUUGACGUUCAUCCACCAUUGGCCAAGUUAAUGAUUGCUGCAGUGGGUUAUUUGAUUGGUUAUGAUGGACAUUUCGAAUUCACCAAUAUAGGUGAUAAUUAUAUUGAAAACGAUGUACCCUAUGUAUACUUGCGAUCUUUACCUGCCACACUCAAUGUUCUCUGUGUUUGUCUGGUAUAUUCUAUCAUGAAACAAUCUGGUUAUUCUCUCAGUAUUUGUGCUCUUACGGCUGCAUUGAUGAUUUUCGAUAACGCUUUGGUAGCUCAACACCGUUUGAUUAUGUUGGAUAGUAUGUUGAUUUUCUUUAUGCUUGCCACGGUUUAUUGUUAUAUUCGAUUUCGAAAAUUGCGUUAUCAAGAAUUCUCAUCAAAAUGGUGGUUCUGGUUGAUUGCUACUGGUAUCAACAUGGCAUUAACACUUAGUGUUAAAAUGGUUGGGCUAUUUUUAGUUGUUACCAUAGGAAUUGCUGUUUUGGUUGAUCUUUGGUCUUUGUUUGACAUUCGUCGUGGUCUUGAUAUGAAUCAUUUUAUGCGACAUUUUAAUGCACGUGCUCUUGCUUUGAUCGUUAUCCCUAUCUUUAUUUACUUAUUCUGGUUCUAUAUUCAUUUUGCUAUUUUGAUUGAAUCUGGUCCUGGUGACUCUUUCAUGUCAACUCAUUUUAAGGAAACUUUGAAAAACAGUGCAACGAAAAUGAAAUCGUUGGAAAUACACUACUAUGACAAUAUUACCAUGUUACAUAGAGAUACUGAAGUUUACCUUCAUUCUCAUGCCCUGGAAUACCCACUCCGUUAUGAAGAUGGUCGUAUCAGUAGCAAAGGACAACAAGUGGUUGGUAUUCAAGAACCUGAUGAAAAUAGUUGGUGGCAAGUCUUACCUACAAAAGAAAUUGAUAGCGAAAGUGAAGAUGGAGUCAAGGUUCAUCAUGGUGAUAUUAUUCGAUUGAAACACUUGGCAACAAACACUAUUCUUUUGACGCAUGAUGUAGCUUCUCCAAUAUUAUCAACAAAUGAAGAAGUGACCACGAUAGCUGAUAAUGAUGAUCAUGGCAGAUAUAAUGAAACAUUAUUCAAGGUUCUUUUAGAAGAUAGCAACAAUAAUGAUGUUUGGCAAACUCAUUUGUCUCCUUUCAAAUUACUUCAUAUGGACACCAAGGUAGCAAUUUGGACUCAUGAUCAAGCACUUCCUGAUUGGGGCUUGGGUUUACAAGAUGUUAAUGGCAACAAGAAUACGAAUGAAAAAAGCAAUUAUUGGGUUGGACAGGAUAUUAUGGGAAAAAAUGCUACUGAAAUCAAUAUGAACAAGAAACAAGAAAUCAAAUCAAUGUUAUUUUUAAGAAAAUUCUUCGAACUUCAAGGUCGUAUGCUUAGUCAUAAUGCUGGUCUUACUAAACCUCAUCCUUAUCAAUCCACACCUAUUUCUUGGCCAUUCAUGGUUCGUGGUAUUUCUUACUGGUCCAACAAUGAUACUCGUGAACAAAUCUAUAUGACUGGUAAUCUUAUUGGAUGGUAUCUUGGUUUUGCUAGUGUGAUUAUUUAUGUUGGUGUAUUAUUGGCUGAUACAUUAGCAAGACAUAGAGGAAUAGAACCUAUUGAUGGACCUGUACGACAACGAUUCAUUCACAAUGCUGGCUUCUUUAUCCUACUUUGGCUUCUUCAUUAUGCACCUUUCUUUUUGAUGGGUCGGGCACUCUUCCUUCAUCAUUAUCUUCCAGCCAUGGUUUGUAACUAUAUGCUUUUAGGUGCAGUUCUCCAAUUUAUGUUUAUUGAUGGUAUUGAUUCACCAGUAUCAAGUUUGCAACGGAACAAAGAAGCAUCUAUUCAUCGUUAUCGUAGUGUGGUAUCGUAUAUGCAAGCCCUACCAAGCAACAAUAAAACAAUUUUGGUUUUUGGUUUUAUUCUGUUAUGUCAAGUGGCAAUGUUUAUCUUUUUGGCUCCAAUGACAUAUGGUUCCCCUGGUAUGUCAGUAUCUCAAGUCUUACAACAUAAGAUUUAUAGUAGCUGGGAUCUACAAUACGCAAAAUGAUCUAGCUCAAAAAUAUUUAUUAAGACAAGACUUAUUGGACUCUUAUGGAAGAUGUUAUAUUUAUAGAUUAUUUUUUUUUAUUACUUUAGAUAGUUUAAAAAAAAAAAAGAAAAGAAAAAGACAUAUCAAAUAAACAUAUUUACGACUCUUUAA
Molecule: messenger RNA, 2461 nt
Organism: Halteromyces radiatus
Lineage: Eukaryota; Fungi; Mucoromycota; Mucoromycetes; Mucorales; Cunninghamellaceae
Product: O-mannosyltransferase
Exons: 11
Coding region: 14-2308 (764 amino acids)
Biological process (GO): protein O-linked glycosylation via mannose
Cellular component (GO): membrane; endoplasmic reticulum
Molecular function (GO): dolichyl-phosphate-mannose-protein mannosyltransferase activity
Source: RefSeq, a predicted model, not a curated record